CUAUGCCAGCAUCAGCAAUCAAGAAGCAGAGCAACAUGGGUUUGUUUGCUUUAGUAAGAUUCAGAACUCACUGAGAAGGUGUAGUCAACGCAGUUCUUCAGUAAGCCAGCUAGUUUUGUCAUUUUAAAUUACACUUAAAACUUCAUCUUCAGUCAGACACUUCCACGUUUGACUCAUUAACAGUCUGAUCUCCAAUAAAAAUGAUCAAAACUCUCCACAUUAUCAAAGCAUAACCCAAAUCCAUCAAACAAACUGCUGAUCAAUGAGACAGCAAGACUUCAUUGAAUAGAGAAUCAGCAAUGAUGGUCAAACAAUGUGUUUCUGGUGCUGGGUUUCUUCUUCAUCUACUUAUGCUGCUUCUAUUAAUGCCAAUUACAGUAUCUGGGUAUGGCUCAUCCGGCUCCAUUGCGGCAGCAUUUGGUGAUAAUGGGUUCUUCUGUGCCAUUGAUGCAGGUGGAAAGCAAGAAAUCAUUUGUUGGGACAAAGGCAACAAAUCUUCGGUAUCAACGACAUUGAUGAGCUCAAUGCCACCAAUGGUUUCUCUCUCUGGUGGCGAGGGCCUUCUCUGCGGCAUUACAUCGAACGCUUCACAGGCGUAUUGUUUUAGCCUGCCAAAUCCAGGUAAAAAUCUUGUACCGAGAGCAUUUCAAUCCACUUCUUACUUACAAAUUGCCGCGGGAAGAAAUCAUGUUUGUGCUAUUAGAGGAGCUUACAAUUCAAGCAUUAAUCUUGGUAAUGUGGACUGUUGGGAAUUUGAUCAAGCAUCAGAAGAAAAAUAUUCAUUUCGUAAUCAGUAUAUUGAAAGCCUUCUGUUUAGGAAGAUUGUCUCUGGAGAUGGGUUUAGCUGUGGUGGUGUUGAGGAAGGUGGAGUGGUUUGUUGGGGACCCAGAUCAGAAAAUUUGGGAAUUUCAGUUACUUCUGGUGAUUUUGAAAUUUUAGCCACAGGAAGGAACUCAGCUUGUGGGGUGUCUAGUGUAUCUAGUGAAGUUGAAUGCUGGGGUGAUGUUUAUGAGUUUGGAGCUCCACCAAAAGGCUCUCGAUUUGUAGGUUUGUCAGCUGGAGCACAACAUUUUUGUGGGGUCUAUGAAGAUGAUCAUGGAGUUAAAUGUUGGGGUAAUGAUUCUUCUUCAGUUCCUAAGGGCUCUGGGUUUAUGGCAAUUGCUUCAUCUGAUUAUACCACUUGUGGGGUGCGAGAAGUGGACUUAAUACUUGAUUGCUGGGGAGUUCAAGGGCAGUCCCCGGUGGAGUAUAGUCCCCCAUUGCAGCUUUGUAGUCCUGGCGUGUGCUCGGCUGGCGCAUGUGGUACUGGAAAGUUUGCUUUCAAUGCAAGCAUUCUUAAUGAGCCAGAGUUAGAAAACUUGUGUUCUCAGAAGGACUUGAGGAUUUGCUUGCCUUGUGGAACGAAUUGUUCCAAAGGCUACUUCCCUUCUAGUAUGUGUACAGAUAAUGCAGAUAGAAUUUGCACUGCUUGUUCCCUUUGCCAGAACAGCUCUUGUUGGGACAUUUGUGGGCUUCCUUCUUCGGCGGGGAUUCAACAGCAGGAACGGCAAGAGAUUAGCAAACUAGUACUCAUCAUUGGCUCUUCGGCGUCCGGCACCUUACUGAUUUUGAUUGCAUUCUGUCUUCUUCCACAGAUGAUCAAUACAAAAGAUGAAGAAAAGGGUGGAAGUUGGUGCACUUCUUGUUUAGGCAAGCAUGUGGUGGAGGCUGAACCUGACUCCCAUCCACAGCUACCUAUUUCUGCAGCUACACUUGUUGGAGAGACCCAAAUCUUCCGUCUUUCAGAACUUAAAGACGCCACACAUGGUUUCAAGGAAUUCAACGAGCUUGGCCGAGGGAGCUUUGGUUUUGUUUACAAAGCUGUUCUGUCUGAUGGCAGGCAAGUCGCUGUUAAAAGGGCUAAUGCUGCCACAAUAAUUCACACAAACAGCAGGGAUUUUGAAACAGAACUGGAAACCUUAUGCAAUCUAAGGCAUGAUAACAUUGUGAACUUGUUAGGCUAUUGUGCUGAAAUGGGGGAGAGGUUGCUUGUUUACGAGUUCAUGCCUCACGGAACGCUUGAUGACCAUCUCCAUGGGGAGCUCUCUCCAUUAGAUUGGAAUAUGAGACUAAAAAUAUCGCUGCAGGCUGCAAGAGGACUUGAGUAUCUUCACAAUGAAGUCACACCACCCAUUGUUCAUCGCGACGUGAAGACUGCAAACAUUCUUUUAGACUCCGGUUGGGUGGCAAGAAUAUCAGAUUUUGGGAUCUCAAGUGCUGCAGACAGGGAUCAUCAAAAUGGAGAUAUGGAGAGCGAUGUCUAUAGUUUUGGCGUAGUUUUGCUUGAGAUACUAAGUGGACGAAAAGCUUAUGACCGCGACUACACUCCUCCAGGCAUUAUCGAAUGGACAUUGCCCUUACUAAGACAUGGAAAGGCAGCUGCCAUUAUCGAUCGAAACGUGGUGCUUCCAAGAAAUGUUGAACCUCUUUUCAAACUUGCUGAUAUUGCAGAACUUUGUCUGAAGGAAAACACAGCGGAGCGUCCUAGCAUGUCUAAUGUGGCAAGUUCAUUAGAUCAGAUAGUCAGAGCAGGAUUGAUCAUGUAAUUACUCUCUGUAAGGGGAUUUUUCUAUUCAUUGUAAAUCUGCUGCAAAAAUGUGCAUUGAUUCAAUUCUGUUUAGGUUCUUUGCCAUUCCACAAAGUGGAUGAGGAUGUAAUUGCUGCUGCAACAUUUCUUGAU
Messenger RNA from Tripterygium wilfordii, 2719 nucleotides. Its product is annotated as serine/threonine-protein kinase-like protein CCR2. The record is from RefSeq and is a predicted model, not a curated record. Gene Ontology annotation, biological process: protein phosphorylation. The coding region runs from base 300 to 2585 and encodes 761 amino acids. Lineage: Eukaryota; Viridiplantae; Streptophyta; Magnoliopsida; Celastrales; Celastraceae. Gene Ontology annotation, molecular function: protein binding; protein kinase activity; ATP binding. The transcript has a single exon.